UGGGUUCAGCUGGGUUCCCCAGUCUGGGGUUAGGAUCCAGCAAGUGUUCCCAAGACACAAUAAAGUAAUUGGAGGUCGAGGAUGGCCGCGGACGUGGAUCAAACAGCCCCCGAGGAUGGGCACCGGUCCCGGUGUUCAGGAUCCCGGGUCUCCAGAGUGAUGUGGACGCUGCUCAUGGUCGCUGCUGUCCCUCUUCUCGCGUUUGGGAUCAAGUAUUACCAAGAUGCCCAGUUCCUCAAACGACAAGAAGAGAGUGUUCGAUCUCUGGGUGCCGAGGGGCUUUUUCUCUUCUCCUCCUUAGACACCGACCAUGACCUCUAUCUCAGUCCGGAAGAGUUUAAACCCAUUGCAGAGAAACUCACAGGGAUUACACCCCCGGUCGAUGUUGAGGAGGAAGUGAUCCAUGACCCUAAUGGAGAAACUUUGACUUUGGAGGCCAAAAUGCAGCCUCUGAUACUUGACACAAUGACAAAAAGCAAGGAUGGCUUUCUUGGGGUUUCUCACAGCUCUCUGGCUGGCCUGCGCUCAUGGAAGAGCCCGGCAGUGCCUUCCUCUUCCUUCUCUGCCAGCCAGUUCAGGGUCUUCUUGCCCCCAAAGAACAAGGUGGAAGUGGGAGACACGUGGUGGGUGAUUCCCAGCGAGCUCAACAUCUUCACUGGGUACCUGCCCAACAAUCGUUACCAUCCUCCCACACCAAAGGGAAAAGAGGUUCUCAUCCACUCCUUGCUGAGCAUGUUUCAUCCCCGGCCCUUCAUCAAAUCACGUUUUGCUCCUCAGGGUGCAGUCGCCUGCAUUCGUGCCAGCAACGACUUUUAUUAUGACAUUGUCUUCAGGAUUCAUGCAGAGUUUCAGCUGAAUGAAGUUCCAGACUUUCCCUUCUGGUUCACGCCGGGGCAAAUGACCGGCAACAUAGUUCUCUCUAAAGACGCUUCACAUGUCCGCCACUUCCACCUCUAUGUCCCCAGUAACAGGUCUCUAAAUGUGGACAUGGAGUGGCUGUACGGGGCUAGCGAGAGCAGCAACAUGGAGGUGGACAUCGGAUACCUGCCACAGUUGGAGCUGCAGUCCACAGGCCCGUCCACUCCCUCCAUCAUCACGGAUGAGGAGGGCAACAUCAUCGACAGUCGAACCGGCAGGAGCGGCGAGCCGAUCCAGUUUGUCUUUGAGGACAUCCACUGGAACGCAGAGAUUAGUCGGAAGGAAGCCGCUCACAACCUGGAGGUCACUUUCUACCCGUUUAAGAAGGUGUCCUACUUGCCUUUUUCUGAGGCCUUUGAGCGAGCUGAAGCAGAUAAAAAGUUGGUACAUUCCAUUCUGCUUUGGGGAGCAUUAGACGAUCAGUCCUGCUGAGGUUCGGGGCGAACUCUCCGGGAGACAGUCCUGGAAAGUUCGCCCGUCCUGGCCCUGCUCAACCAGAGCUUCAUCAGCAGCUGGUCUCUGGUCAAAGAGCUGGAGAACAUGCAGGCUGAUGAACAGAACCCUGCGUUGAGUGAAAAGGCUCGUUUACACCUGGAGAACUACAACUUCCCUGUGGAGAUGAUGUUGGCUCUUCCCAAUGGAACUAUUGUCCACCACAUCAAUGCAAACUUCUUCCUGGACCAGACAGCCAUGAAACCAGAGGAGGAAGGAGCCACUUUCAGCUUCUCUGGGGGGUUUGAGGACCCCUCCACUUCUACUUACAUCAGUUUCCUGAAAGAGGGGUUGGAAAAAGCCAAGCAGUACUUGGCACAGUAGAGUGUGUGUGUGCGUUUUCGCCCGUGUGUAUGCGAUAGAGCCUGCAAGACUAAAGUGGAGGAAGUCAUCAUCAUUCCUCUGGGUAAUGAACCGAGAUAAUGAAAACCCUCCAACAAUUAGAGGGAAGCUUUCUCAUCUGUGUUGGCAGCUGAAAAAUCUUUUCCUCUUUUACUAUUUAUUUAGGCGUGAUCAAAAAAUGUAUACUAAUUUACCAGUAUUUCUAUUGUGCAUAGCACAUAUUAAUUACCUACAGGGAAAUAUUACAUCUCAAACCUGUCAAUAUAGUACAUUAUAAUGACAUAAAAAAGGCCUCCCAUACUGAGCAGCUGCAAAUAUUUAAACACAUUUAGAUCUGCUUUCAGCUGCUGAUUAAAGUCAUUCCUUCCCACAACCUUCCUGUGACAAAUCACAAGUGCAUCAUAACAAACUGAAACAUUUAAUUGACCUUCUUUUAAAUAGUGCAAUAUUUAAAUACUGAACAGUAGAUGUGUUUCUGUGUUUUCCUGCUGUUUUUUACUCAGAGACAGGGUUAGUGCAGAUGUUGCUUCCAGUUGUGUUUCAGCAGUUUGUGAAGGUUUUGCCUGAAAGCUCUCUACGAGUCGGGCAGGGCCUGAUGUUUAUAGCUGAGGCUGAUGGAGGGAACACCCUUUCUCUGACUCUGGGGACUAAAGCAGCAGGAACAACUAAACUGGACGACGGCAUAUAGUAUGAUGAACCCAGUUGUAUUUUGAGUUUGAAACCAAAUGUCGAAAUGUUUUGCAGAUUUUCUGUUUUGAGGACGAUAUGACCACACCAAAGAGCAUUGUUUUCAUUAUGUAUAGACAGUAGCUGGCUUGCAGCCCUAGAGCAGCUGUUACCAAUAAAUCUAUCAAGUUGCUACUUGGUUCAUAUUUAUGUAACUCAAAAGAACCAAAUGGUCAUAAUCUUUGCAAAAUUGUUUGCUUCUUCAACAGAAAGGCACUGGAUACCAUGACCUGUUAUUACUCUGCUUUAGACUCAAGUCUCAUGUCUUUACACAGACGGAUAUUUAAAAAAAAAAAAAGAUGACAAUCUGAAGGGACCGUUAGUUGUUCUUUUUCUAUUACACAUUAUGUCUCUUUUCACCCUUUUCAAAUGUACAGAAAGAAAUGAUUCCACUUUCUGGCCCUGAUCCUGUUUUUAGUGUGAAACAGAAGAAACCAGGGAUGAAGAAAACUCUUUUGAAUUAAUAGUUGUGCAGUUUGAAUAAGAAUUAACAUGAAAUUGGACUUACAAGGUCUUGACCAUGUGAAAUAUCUGUCUGCUUGGAGCCUUUGAGGGGUUAAACAUUAUUAUUCUGUAACACAACAGUGCCAUUUUUUCACAAGUUGAAAUAAAACAUUUUGGGGUUUUUUUAACAAAUUGAAUUGUGGUCUUAUUUUUCUAUUCAAACAUUUUCAACAUUUACAUGUUCACAUUGUGCUGAUUUUUAUUAACUAAUCUACAUUACUGUACAGCCUAGUAUAUUGGUUUAUCAGAGGCUUGUGAGAGCAGGUUACAGAUACAUUUGAAUGAAAAAAUGCAUUAACUCAAAGUAAUUCUUGAGCUUUUCCCUUCAUGUUCAGAAACCACAGUAAUGUAUGAGUCAGCACUUGAAAUGAAAAGACAUCUGAAUGAGUGAGGCAUAAAAAUUGACCGUACAGAUGUUCUUCAAGUGAGAAGCUUUUCUCAAAGUGGAGCUCCAAGUGUUCUUUAUAUGAUUCAUUUUAGUAUUAAUUUAUGCAGUCUAAGACACUCACUGAUGAAACCCUUUAAAAAUGAACAGAGGCUGAGAAGAAAGAGUCUCAUUUGUGCAGUGCAGCCGCAGUUUGUUUUACAAUAGAUCUAUUCAUAAGAAGAUUAACGUGUUCCAGCAUUAACCCAACACACUUCUAUGACAGCGGGGACAUGCAUUACCUACGAAGAUGUGUACCAUCAUGUUCACAUGAUAAACGAUGAGAUAUCAUGGCAUUGCUAUCACUGAUUCACAUUAAAGAGAAAAGUGCAAAGUCUGAGACUUGUAACCCGUUCCAUUCAAACACCAGGAUUCAAAGAAUCCAGUUUCCUAACAGUUCAGCUGGACUCAGUUUAGGAGUUUGGUCGCCAAACCCACAGAAAUGAGUAAACCAUGAAACAGUCCAACAUUAGAACCCACUCUGGGACAGUGAGCGCUCCAAGAUCAGCUUUGUUUGGUUCAUUUAAGUUCAUUACAGUCCACAGCACUUAAUCACACGGAUAAAUCCAACAGUUUAUGGUAGAUUUUUGACAUUUAAGCCGCAUGUAUUUUGCUCAGAGAUAAAUGCUGUCUUGAUAAAGCCGAUCGGCAGCGUCGAGGCGAGUCAAGGAGAAAC
Messenger RNA from Scomber scombrus (Atlantic mackerel), 4082 nucleotides. RefSeq names its product selenoprotein N (gene selenon). The record is from RefSeq and is a predicted model, not a curated record. The transcript is spliced from 13 exons. Gene Ontology annotation, biological process: skeletal muscle fiber development; calcium ion homeostasis. Gene Ontology annotation, cellular component: endoplasmic reticulum membrane. Lineage: Eukaryota; Metazoa; Chordata; Actinopteri; Scombriformes; Scombridae. Gene Ontology annotation, molecular function: calcium ion binding.